AUGGGUCAAGAUCAAAACAAUUCAACGCAAAAUGAACGCAGUAACAUCAGCAAGCCGCAAAUUUUUGUACAACUCGCCUUUGGUGUAUCAUGGACUCAACGGCGCCCACCUCAGACCCACACAGUGACUUAUAUGUCACGUAACUUGAAGAAUGCGAGGGAUUCAGGAAACUUUCCUCGCCAAGUACCGCCCGCAAAUACCAAUUUCUUAUCUGCCCCCGAUUCGCGCCACCAUCACGCAAGCCGGCAGCAGCAACAGCGACAGCAAAGUCGCCAACACCAUGCUCAGCAUUCACAUACGUCGGCUCACACACGCGACUCUGGACGUUCCCGUGGCCAAAGUACCGACCAACCCAGCGAACAACUAAGGGCUCGGCCGAGGGUCGGGUCAAGAGCUGAGGGUCGAGGGAUGUUGCAUGAACGAGGGAGAUCGGCUCCACCGCCAUUUAAUGACAGCCCAUGGGAUGUUCAGAAUACAUCUUCUUCUGCCCUACUCCAACACCGUUCACAGGCCAGUGGGGAUUCAUCAAAUACAUGGAAAGCAUUGCCGGCACCACCUAGUCAAUUCCGAUUAGGCGAAGACGGAUUACCAUGGUCUGCGUGGGCAUGGCCGGGAGAUAUUCAAGGUGAUGACGAGGAGGAUGAUAUUCACUACAUGGACGAACCGACGACAGUUUCAGUAUCCGCGGAGGGGCCUCGCAACGAAGACCCGGAAAGAGUUCGAGAGCUCGAGUCACUAUCCACGGCUAUGAUGACGGUGGACAACGGGUUUGAAAAUCAAUGGUGGUAUCAGGGUUCACGAGAGUCCGUAGAGCAGUGGUGGCCACAAGAGGAGGGCGAAGAGGGUGACGAUGGACGACCAUUGACAAUGACCGAGGCCAUGUUGUUAUCAGGUUCCGAACCGCCUUUGGCCUUGGCGUCUAGUGAAGAGCCGUUGCCUAACUUCCAUGGUAUUGUGUCGCCCAUGUCGCGCACGUCGAGCCCAGCCCAGAGUUUUAGCCGGCCUUUGCAGAGAUCGUUAACAACAAGAUCGGAAGAGUUAUGGUUGGAAAGAUGA
Hypoxylon trugodes is the source of this 1056-nucleotide messenger RNA. RefSeq lists its product as uncharacterized. Lineage: Eukaryota; Fungi; Ascomycota; Sordariomycetes; Xylariales; Hypoxylaceae. The transcript has a single exon. Bases 1 to 1056 code for a protein of 351 amino acids. The record is from RefSeq and is a predicted model, not a curated record.